Messenger RNA from Centropristis striata (black sea bass), 1223 nucleotides. RefSeq names its product tumor suppressor 2, mitochondrial calcium regulator a (gene tusc2a). Bases 219 to 554 code for a protein of 111 amino acids. Gene Ontology annotation, biological process: inflammatory response; regulation of mitochondrial membrane potential. The record is from RefSeq and is a predicted model, not a curated record. Gene Ontology annotation, cellular component: mitochondrion. NCBI's taxonomy places the organism in Eukaryota, Metazoa, Chordata, Actinopteri, Perciformes, Serranidae. The transcript has 4 exons.
CUUUAACUGUCGCUGCAGCCUGUCAGAUCAGCUGAUCACCGCGUCACAACGACCAAAACAGCUAACGCUAGCUUAACGUAGCCGGUGGCAGAAGUUAUGACCAGACAUGGCGAUUUAAAACACUCAGAUAAGAUCCUGGCGUUGUUAAGGAAUUGACUGCGUCUGGCCAUCCAGAUUGUAAGCUUUAACUGGAGACUAACUAUGUCUUAUCUCUGAGAAUGGGAGGAAGCGGAUCCAAAGCCAAAGGUGUCUGGCCUUUCUCAGGCAGUGGAAAUGGAGCGGAUUCAGCCAGUGAUGGGAGCGAGCAGUCCGUGGCCCGGCUCAAGGGCUCCAGAAAUGCAACACCGUUUGUUUUUACCAGGAGGAGUUCUUUGUACUACGACGAGGACGGAGACCUUGCCCAUGAGUUCUACGAAGAGACGGUGGUGACAAAAAAUGGCAGAAAAAAGUCCAAGUUGAAGAGGAUCCAAAAAAAUCUGAUUCCACAGGGAAUGGUGAAGCUCGACCACCCGUGUAUACAUGUAGAUUUCCCCAUCGUCCUCUGUGAGGUGUGAAAAGUUGCACAGGACUGAUGUGCUAUGAAGUGCAGCCUCUGGUACUCUUCUCGGAGCAAAGUCUUGUCCAAGUGUCCAAGCGUUACAGUCCAGACUGGAGCUGUGGUCCGGAGAGAGAAAGGAAAAUUCAAACUAUCAUAUUUUAACGGAUAUAGUUGAAUGAAAUGUUAUACAUUUGAAUUCAACUAUGGUCGGAGCGUGCCCUGUUCACAAAAAAUCCAUAUUUUGAUAUUCACAAAAGUAGUGUUGGUGCAGGUUGUGUGUCCACUACCCAGCUGAUAUGUAAGCAGUCUUAGAGAAUACAUCAAAUGAAGUUGUAUUUCUCUUGUGAGUUUUUUGCAGGGAAAAACAUCCUUGAUGUGAAAAGGCUUUAAUGGUUUAUGCCUUCUGUGAGCCGUAGAGUGAAACUGUACGUGUCUUUGUAUGUGUACAUGUGUGCACUUAGGUUCGUCUGAGUGAAUGUGUGAGAGAGGGACUGAAGAUGUAGGUGCACGGUAGAAUAAAGAAGGAUUGUGAAAUUUAUUGUAUAUAUGGUCAUGUUCUGUAUUGUCACGUCUGAGUCUGUCUCAGUUACCGAAGCUCAGACCUGCACUAGUGAACAUAAUGUACUGUAAAUAAUAUCAGAUUUCUUAGUUGGAAUUACUUGAAUAAAUGGUUUACUGAGCUGAA